UUUCGAUCAUCCGAUCUGCUCUGUUGUUGUUUUGACGGGUAUUAUUAUGAGUAGAUUUUAUCCUUGAUUAACAUUGUCGUGCCUAAAAGAAGUGAAAGAAGUUCAAAUUUCUCUCUUCAACUCAUAACGUAGUAGGGCAAUUUUGAAUUUCUUAAUCAUUGGUGUUUGUACCUUGUGAACUAACCUAUAAACCUAUAAAACAUUUUAACCAAAACUAGACUUGGUAACCUGCUGCACCAUGGAUCAACCUAAAAAUGUGCCACUAUCUGAGAUACUUAAGAGUAAACAGAGUCUUGAUCAAAUCGAAGAUGAUGAACCCAAAAAGAAAUCCAGGGAAGACUGGCGCAAGGCCAAAGAACUUGAGGAAAUGCGAAAGGCAGGUACUGCUCCUGCAGCUGUUGACGAAGAAGGACGUGACAUUAACCCUCACAUUCCACAAUACAUCUCGGCUGCGCCAUGGUACUAUGGCUCUUCGGGUCCUACAUUAAAACAUCAAAGACCACAACCAGAGAAGCAGCAAGAGUUUUCAAAGUUACAUGAGUGGUAUAGAAAGGGUGUUGACCAGACAAAGGCUGCAACCAAAUACAGAAAGGGCGCUUGCACCAAUUGUGGUGCCAUAACACAUAAAGCAAAGGAAUGUAUGGACCGACCUAGGAAAAUUGGAGCCAAGUACACAGGUGCUGCAAUUGCUCAUGAUGAAUAUGAACAGCCAGAUUUAUCCCUCGAUUUUGAUGGCAAACGUGAUAGAUGGGCUGGUUAUGACCCGUCUGAGCAUCGCGCUAUUGUUGAAGAAUAUCAAAAGAUAGAGGAAGCAAAACGAGAAAUGAGAGCCCAAAAGCUGAGUGCUGAAGGCAAAGAGGGUGAUGCAGUUGAGCAUGAUGACUUAGAUGAUGAUGAGGAUGAGGACAAAUAUGUUGAUGAGGUAGACAUGCCUGGUACAAAAGUUGACAGUAAACAGAGAAUUACUGUGCGUAAUUUACGUAUUCGAGAAGACACUGCCAAGUACCUAAGAAAUUUGGAUCCUAACUCAGCAUAUUAUGACCCCAAAACAAGAUCUAUGAGGGAUAAUCCUAAUGCUGGAACUUCUAAGGAACUUGAUAAUGAGUAUAAAGGAGAAAACUUUGUUCGAUUUACGGGGGACACUGGCAAACAUGGUGAAGCACAGUUGUUUGCUUGGGAAGCAUAUGAAAAAGGUGUCGAUGUUCAUUUAUUGGCAGAGCCAACCAAGUUGGAAAUGUUAGAACGAGAAUACAAACAGCACAAGGAAGAAUUUAAAGGGAAAGUGAAAAGUGAUGUGCUUCAAAGAUACGGGGGAGAGGAACAUCUGGAUGCUCCUCCUAAAGCUCUCCUUCUUGCCCAGACUGAGGACUAUGUUGAAUACUCUCGCACUGGCAAGAUCCUUAAGGGUGCGGAGAAGCCAGUAGUUCGAUCAAAAUAUGAAGAAGAUAUAUACCCAAACAAUCAUACUUCAGUUUGGGGCUCAUUUUGGAAAGAUGGACAGUGGGGUUACAAAUGCUGUCACUCAUUUAUCAAGAACUCAUAUUGUGUUGGUGAAACUGGGCGCAUCAACAUUGGUAAGAUUGAAGUAUCUCAGAAUCAAUUGGAAAAGGAUACCCAAGCAGCAGAGGCAAUAUCUGAACCCAAAGAAGUCAAAGACAAUACUGAUAGCAGUAGUGAAAGCAGCAGCAGCAGCAGCUCAUCCUCAGAGGAUGACUCAGAAACAACUAAAAAAGAGGCGAGGAGAAAGAAGAAGCGAAGUAAGAAGAAGAAGCGUAAGGAUAUGAAGAAGAAGUCUAGAGCUGAGAAGAAAAACAAGGAAACUGAAGAAGACAAAUUAAAAAUUGCUCUCCAAAAAGAAGAGGAACAGCAAAGAGAAGCAGAACGUUUGCUGGCCAUGGAUGAGAGAAAGAGACCAUACAACAGCAUGUAUGAUGCAAAGAAGUUGACAGAUGAAGAAAUGGAAGCUUAUUACAUGAAGAAGAGAAGAGAUGAAGAUCCAAUGGCCCAAUUUUUAAGUUGAAUUUAAAUGAUAGACUGGAACUGCACUUCAGUUGUUAGCAAUCUUCCUAAUUAAAUGCCAUUUUUAGCUCAGCAUUCUGAUAUAUGCUUAUUUGAAUUAUUCAUUCAUUACAGAUUUGAUGUUUGAGGAAACAUUUUGAAACAUUCUAAAAGUUAUUGUGUUUGCAUAAUAUUUAGUUCCAGGACAGUCACUUACAGCAAAAGGCCUUUGAUUAAGGCCAUAUGAUUAUAAUCAUUUCAAAAACUACAUUUUGUUCCAAGUUCUUCAAAUUUAUAGAAAUGAGAUGCAUUGUUACCAGUAAUAAAUAAAAUACUUAUCAAUAUAGUUAAA
Messenger RNA from Frankliniella occidentalis (western flower thrips), 2350 nucleotides. It is a transcript of the gene Slu7, whose product is annotated as pre-mRNA-splicing factor Slu7. The record is from RefSeq and is a predicted model, not a curated record. The coding region runs from base 239 to 2020 and encodes 593 amino acids. Gene Ontology annotation, cellular component: spliceosomal complex. The transcript is spliced from 9 exons. Gene Ontology annotation, biological process: mRNA splicing, via spliceosome. Gene Ontology annotation, molecular function: pre-mRNA 3'-splice site binding. Lineage: Eukaryota; Metazoa; Arthropoda; Insecta; Thysanoptera; Thripidae.